AUGCCCGGCAGGGCCCAACGGCCAACAUUUGUUCCACCAACAUCCGAAUCCAAUUUUGACCAUGAUCGCAAAAAGAAGGACAUUCACAAUGGGAUUGAACGCCUUCGUCGCAAUAAUAUCAAAGACCGCAUCAACGAAUUAGGGCUUUUGCUGCCUAAAGAAGCCUCCAAAGAGAUGAAGCUGAACAAAGGGACGAUUCUCAAAGCAUCUUGUGACUACAUUCGACAAUUGGAAAAGGGUCAAUAUCAACAACAGAACAAAUUGGAAAGCGCUGCGAAACAGUACGCCGAUCGAGUCAGGGUU
This is a messenger RNA of Mesorhabditis belari, 303 nucleotides long. The record is from the annotation of a GenBank genome assembly. NCBI's taxonomy places the organism in Eukaryota, Metazoa, Nematoda, Chromadorea, Rhabditida, Rhabditidae.